Australozyma saopauloensis is the source of this 2442-nucleotide messenger RNA. RefSeq lists its product as uncharacterized. Gene Ontology annotation, cellular component: membrane coat. The record is from RefSeq and is a predicted model, not a curated record. Bases 1 to 2442 code for a protein of 813 amino acids. Lineage: Eukaryota; Fungi; Ascomycota; Pichiomycetes; Serinales; Metschnikowiaceae. Gene Ontology annotation, biological process: vesicle-mediated transport; intracellular protein transport. The transcript has a single exon.
AUGCAACACAAAACUCCACUAAACUCCCCACCAACACCGACCAUGGCCGACCAUUUCGCCCGGUUCUCGUCCAUGUUGGAGUCGGCACGUGACCUCACCAUUGAGGCCGCCGUUUCUGCCUCGACCCGCCUCACAGAGACGCCGAGUGCCAAAAGACCCCAGGAAAUCAGUAAGUUACUCAAUUCCAGAAACGAACGGGAGGUGCUCAGCGGGAUGAAGUGUGUGAUUUCGCUCGUGUCACGUGGCGAAGACGGGGUCCAGUAUUUUGCCGAUGUGGUCAAGAACGUGACGCUGCUGAACCCUAGAGUUAGAGCGUUGGUAAUGGUAUAUAUUCAGAAAUACGCAGAGCGAGAGCCCGACACGGCGCUCUUAUCGAUCAACUCUGUCCAGAAGGCGCUCGGGGAUAAAAGCCCGCGCAACCGUGCGGCCAGUAUACGGACAUUGGGUGGGAUCCAGAUCCCCGAGAUAGCGUCGUUGCUCAUUCUUUGUAUUCGUAGAACAGUGAUGGACCCGCUGCCCAUUGUGCGGGCGGCGACCGCGUUGGCGAUCGGGAAGGCGUACGAGAUCGAAGGCGUAAAUAGGAAGCAGCUUUUGAAGGACUUGCUGGUGCUUUUGGGCGAUGCACUGCCCGUGGUGGUGGGUCCGGCCAUCAAGGUGUUCGUGCAGCUAAAACUGGCCAUGGCCAAGUCUCUGCUGGCGUCGAUGUCGAUGACCAAGAUCUGGACGCCGAUCCACUCGAAUUUCCGUAUGUAUGUGCGCAUGCUUGCAGAGCUCGAUGCCUGGAGUAUGGCUAUGAUGAUAGACUUGUUGGUCGAGUAUGCUCGCCGCUUUUUGCCUAGACCCACCGUCGUGUUCUCUAACGGAACACAGAUGGAUCUUCCUGGAACUGCGCAUGGGUUUGCCAGUCUUGGGAGCAACUAUUCGUGUACCUAUGAUCCCGAUCUUUCUCUGUUUCUUCUGGCAUUGGAGCCUAUGAGCCACAACGACAGUCCUCAGGUGGUGCUCGCAUCCUUGAGGGCAUUGAUCCUGCUCGGCACGCCUAGACAUAUCAUCGACUUUGGUUUCCCUGAUGCGUUGGUGAGAUCCUCCCUCUUGGCCACAGAUACACUCACCCGCUUAUACUCCCUCCAGUGUAUUUCUGUGCUUGCCCUGGCCAGCCCGGAGAUCUUCCGUGGCCACACUCGUAAAUUCUUCAUUUCAGGAAACGACAGUAGCAGCAUUGCCGAGUGCAAAAUCUACAUCAUGCUGUGUCUCUUCGCACCAGAGAACGGUAAAAUAAUAAUGCUGGAGUUGAAAUAUAACGCAUUCAGCCAAAAUGUCGACAUUGCUAGAGCUGCAGUGAAAGCAAUUGGCCGCUGCUCACAGACCUCUCCUGAGUGGGCUGACAAGGUUCUCAGAUGGUGUAUCGCUGAGACCACCACUGCUGCAUCUUCGCCUGUGAUGGCAGAACUUCUUACAGUGAUACGAUACUUGUUGCAGCAGAAACAAGGCGCUGACUUGGAUGAAAAUCAAUUAAUUAAAACGCUAUACAAGCUCAGCGUGGUGUUGAGUGCUACAGACCAGCAGGCUGAUGCAGCCGCCAAAUCGAGUAUCAUAUGGAUCAUUGGUGAAUUCACGGAAGCCACUAAAAAUCUCCUUGGCCCCGAUGUGGUCCGCCGUUCCCUAAAAACUUUCGUGCACGAGCCUGAAAAGGUUAGAUAUGAGCUAUUGAUGCUUGCAGCAAAAUCGUAUCUGUACGAGAUACGCACGGUGGGAGCGAAAACGCCGGAUUCAAUAGUGGGUAAGAUGUUUCACCACAUAGUACAUUUGUGUCGUUAUGAUUCUUCGUUCGCUACGCGUGACAGAGUCAGGAUGCUCGAGCAAUUGUUCGAAGAUGUCGACAAUCAUCAAUUGGCGACUCUCUUCUUGCAGGUACCUAAGCCAGCCCCAGUAUUUUCAAAAUAUGAAAAUUCUGCUACAUCUACAUUAUCCGCAUAUCUCAUAUCACCCGAAUGGGCAGACCCAGACACACUUCCUCCUAAGACAAUUAGAAAAGAGACCACUCCACAAGCACCUAGAUUCAAAGGAAUCAAUAGCGAAUCGUUUAUGGACAAGAGUGGCUCCGCUCUGGCCAUUUCAAGUGACAAUAUUGGAAGCGGGUUCUCAGCGCCAAUCUCAGCAGCCAAAAAUCAGCUCCAGAGUUUGGAUGAGUUUUUUGGAAAUGAAGAGGAGUCCGAGGAAUCACACUCAGAAACAGAAUCAGAUGAAGACACUUCAGAGGAGGAUGAAGACUCAGAGGAGGAAUCAGAUGAAGAAGAGACCGAACAAGCAUCGGAAACAGAAGCCGUUUCAGAGAACGAAUACCUGUCAUCUGAGGAAUCUGAUGAAUCCGACGAUUCAGAAGUCGCGUUGGUUCAAGACUCGAAGAAUGGUAAAGCCUCCCAUGCAUACAAUUCGGAUUAG